AUGUGCAGAACUGAUGCACUUGACUUCACUACUUACCGCUCCUCUGCAUACUUGAGCCCUCAAGCAUCUGGCGAGAAUCUCCUUAUUGGUGCUAAUUUUGCUACCGCUGGUGCUGGCUACGAUGACAAACCAUCCAUCCUCAACGAGUUGUAUGGGCAAGGAGCAAGAAGAAUUGGGGUGACUUCAUUGCCACCAUUGGGCUGUCUCCCAGCUGUUAAAACAUUGUUUGGAUUUCAUAAGAGUGGAUGUAUCUCAAGAAUCAAUAGAGAUGCCCAACACUUCAACAAAAAGAUGAAUUCAUCUGCAACCAAAUUGCGAAAGCAACUUCCUGGCCUUAAAAUUGCUAGAUUUGACGUUUUCCAGCCCAUAUAUGACCUCGUGAAAUCUCCAUCAGAUCAUCGAUUCGCGGUAGCUAAUCGAGCGUGCUGUGGGACUGGAAAAGUGGUGACAACAUCAUUCUUUUGCAACCCAAGUUUAGCAGAGGAGUCACCAACAAAUUUUACAAGACACAUCGAUACUGCAAGGCGGCCAACACAGCAGAUUAUAGUCAAGAUCACAUUACAUUACACAUUGCCGUGA
Messenger RNA from Capsicum annuum, 579 nucleotides. RefSeq names its product GDSL esterase/lipase APG-like. The transcript has 5 exons. Gene Ontology annotation, cellular component: apoplast. The coding region runs from base 1 to 579 and encodes 192 amino acids. Lineage: Eukaryota; Viridiplantae; Streptophyta; Magnoliopsida; Solanales; Solanaceae. The record is from RefSeq and is a predicted model, not a curated record. Gene Ontology annotation, molecular function: hydrolase activity, acting on ester bonds.